AUGCUCCCGGCCUCGCACCCGCUGCUCUACGCGUGCGCCUUCCGCGACAGCGCCCUCGUCGCCGAGCUCGCCCACGACCCGGACGCCGGGGGCGCCGGCACCGGCGACCUGCCGGCGCUCGCCGCCGCGCUCGCUGCUUCGGCGCCUCCGCACCACCGCUACGUCACCCACUCCACGGCGGGGCGGGCGCACGCGCUUCUCCUCGCCCCGCCGCUCGCGCUCGCCGCGGUCUCGCUCGCGCCGCAGCUCCCGGCGUCCCACCUCCUGCUCUUCCUCCGCCGCCUGCGAUGCCUCCCCGAGUUCAGGAUGCGCGAAGAGAUGGCGCGUCUGGCGCUCCGCCUGCCGUUCCCCAACGAGGAGGCGCUCGCGCGCGAGGCUGCUGACGUCGCUGCCGCUGAGGCCGAGGCGGAGGAGGCGACGCGGAGGGAGGCUGAGCUCGCGCGGGGGACGCCCAAGCGGGAGCAUGGAGCUCGCGGUGGCGCCGGGCGGGCGUGGAGGCGCCAGCUCUGGCUGAUCGUCCUCGUGGAUCUCGUGCUCCUCGGUGUACUCUUCGCGGCCUGGCUCGCCGUGUGCAGGGGUUUCAGCUGCAUUGGCCGGUAA
This is a messenger RNA of Triticum turgidum subsp. durum (durum wheat), 600 nucleotides long. NCBI's taxonomy places the organism in Eukaryota, Viridiplantae, Streptophyta, Magnoliopsida, Poales, Poaceae. The record is from the annotation of a GenBank genome assembly.